GCCCUCCAAUGAUCCCCUUGAGCCUGUGUAAGCAUCAGGUCAAAUCAGUUUUAAAAAAUAACAGAAAAGUUGUUAGAUUUUUUUGUUUGUUAGUUAGUUCUUUUUAGUUCUGUUUCCAUCCCGCAUAGUAGGUGGCGGGAUGCACAUUCAAUUGUGUGAUCGCCAAUACACCAUAGAAGAAGAAUGAUGUAGCUAUAAAAAUUAAACGUGCCCGGUGAUGGUACGGUAGCAGCAACUUCGCAGCGGUGCAUUGACACGUGUCUUUUCAGGUGUCAGUCCGGAGUGCGUCUAGACCAGUAAAGAUGUCCAUGGUCCUGUUUGCCUUGGUGAUGAGGAGUACGGAUGGUCUACCCCUGUCUGCCACCACAGACUAUGAGCAGGACGAAGGCCUACAGGAAACCAAGAAGCAGAUCAAAACUCUGUCUGAGAAACUCUCCACGUUCCCAAGCCGCUGCUCUCUGAAGACAGGAAAGUUCAAUAUCCAUUUCACCAGUUCUCUGGGAAUAGGAUAUCUGGUGGUGUGUACGGAGAACUGUCCCAACGCCAUGGCCUUCUGUUUCCUGGAAGAGAUGCAAAACGAGGUUCUCCAAAGGUGCGACGGCUUUCUCAUCCGCAACGCUGUGAGGCCUUACUCCUUCAGAGAGUUUGACGACUUCCUCCAGGAUACGAAGCAGCGCUACAAUAGCUCCUGCUCUCUGACCUCUAAGAUCAACCUGGCUGACAUGCAGUCAGAGCUCAAGAUGAUACCGACAUACCAGCUGUCCGCUGAGGACCUACGGUUCGGCUUCUCACGCCGCAAGGUCUUCCAGUACAAGAGCAUAACUCCCAGCCAGCAGUUUGAGCCGGUGUCUCUACCUGGCACCAUCUCCUGUGUGCUAAGCAUCUUCUGUGGAGGCCUCAAUCUACUCCAAGGGUUUCAUGCCAUAGAGGGCUUUAUGCAGAGUUACAACGACGAAGACUUUAAUGACAUGAUUUCCUUUUUCCUGGGCACAGCAGCCGGUUUGUAUCAGUUUUACCUGUUUGCUUACUUCUCUGUGAGGAGGAACAGCAAGUCAUUCCUGGCCUUCGCCCUGAUCUGUCUGUCCAACAUCUUCCUGUUUGAACUGAGGAACAUGUGGCAGAUCCUCUUCCAUGUGACUGUAGCGGCCUUCAUGACACUACAGAUCAGACUGAGGCAGCUGCAGUGCAAAUCUCCGGACUACAACGUCUGACAAACCGCGAGACUUACAACCAAACAACAGAGGGGGGGACUAAAACAAACCAACUUUGUCUGAAAGAUACUUACCUCUUUUCCUUAGACAUUGUAGUGGUUUCUAGUUUUGCUGUUGGUGGUAUCUCUGACUUUAUCUUCCUCACGUUGUGUCUCCACCACAGCUCAGGAUUGCUGGAUGCUGAGCUCACUCUAGAGUGACCUCCAAAGUGAUGCAGACCAAUAGGAUUAAUGGGUGGUGCCGCUACAGCUAAAUUAUUAGUUAAUUGGCUAAUAACACUCAUGAAUGUCUUUGGUGGAAUUAACAGGAGUCUGAACAGGGGUUUCUGUCAGACUAUUAGGACAUGUUAGUAAAUUGGACUACUGGAGACCAGGGUUUCUUAAUGUGGUCCUCUUUUUGCCAUGUGUACUGCAUGUCCAGUGAGGGUUAGGCCAGUACUCAACUGUCAUUCUCUGAAUCCAUGACAUCCCAUACGUGUCUCACAUGCUUAGACCAUAUUUGUAGUUCUAUUUUUUUGUUGUUGACAUGGCUAGUAAAUAUUUGUAUUGAUUAUGAAUUUACUUUUGAAUAAAUGAUGUGCAUGAUUAUGGUCUACUUUUAUUUUGGCCAGUGAUUGUUUUUUUUUUUUUUUUUUGAGGCAUGUAAUUAUGAACACUUACUAAGCCUAAUGUUCAUGUUUUACUUUUUGUUGCAGGCAUCAGUCAUAUGCUAUUGCUUGAUAGAGUUGGGUAUGGCAUAUGUUUAAACAAGUGGUGUUAUCCCACUGUCAGCAUUGUCCUCAUCUUGUCAACUGACAGACCCCUGGUGCAGAGGUGGUGCUGCUGGAAAUGAUUUUAAUUUACCUGUGAGCCCUCACCAACCCCAUAUUUGAGGGUAUUAGUUAAUUUACUGAUGAGUUAAGCAAUUGUGCAAUGAGUUAUGGUUUUUAUUUUGGGCGUAUCCAUGGCCAGUGUCAGACUAGAUCUAUUAUCUCCACUCAUGCAGUGACUAAACAUGGAACCAUGUAUAUCUGGGGACUGACUACUGGACUGAUUCAAUCCUUAAAGGUCCAGUAUUUUUAUUUGAAUAUUUCUGAGUAACAAUUUAAGAACCUUAGUGUGAUUUGUUUUCAAUUAAUAUGGUCAAAUCAACCCAGCUUAGUAAUUUCUCAAGCAAGGAUUUUUGCUAGGACUGUCAGUGGUCUGAGGGAAACUGAAAACUAGCGGGAACUCUUGGUCUAUUAACAAAUGUAUGGCUUGGUGAAACCAGGCAGGUCAAAACUACAUGACACCAAAACAAUCUGAAAUUUCACGUGGUCAUUUCAAACCGCUCUUAUACUUGUGAUGACCCUCCCACUCUGCCCUAUUCUUUCUCUUUGCUCUUGUUUUCCUUUAUUAUAGGAUGUCGGUGGGUGGAGCCGGGAGGGUCGUCAGUGAAAUGGGACACACCUUUGUCCUGGAAUAAAUAGACCUUUUCCCCAUUCAUUGAGACUCCACAGACACUUGUUGGAUUUUGGUUGUGGCUGUUUUUGGUCGUUUUGUUUUGGCACCUUUCAAAACCCCUCAUUACAUCUAUGCAAGCACUCACUUGCACUACUGACUACAUACACCAUUGUUAAUUGUAUAUUGUUUACUUUAGUUAAGGAAUAACAAAUAGAUUUUUGUUAUGGGCUUUGAGCCGGUUCGUGACACACGGUAUUUUCACAGUAUUAGUCACACCUCAGUGUGGCGAUAGAUAUCUAAAUAAAUGAAACAUGUUUUGGACUGCA
Oncorhynchus kisutch (coho salmon) is the source of this 2958-nucleotide messenger RNA. RefSeq names its product vesicle-trafficking protein SEC22a. Gene Ontology annotation, biological process: retrograde vesicle-mediated transport, Golgi to endoplasmic reticulum; endoplasmic reticulum to Golgi vesicle-mediated transport. The transcript has 7 exons. Bases 303 to 1211 code for a protein of 302 amino acids. The record is from RefSeq and is a predicted model, not a curated record. Lineage: Eukaryota; Metazoa; Chordata; Actinopteri; Salmoniformes; Salmonidae. Gene Ontology annotation, molecular function: SNAP receptor activity.